CCAGGAAAUGCUCACUGGCGUGGUGGUCAUCUCUGGGAAGGACUCGACCCAGCACCAGGGCGUCACUUUGACGGUGGAGGGCACCGUGAACCUCCAGCUCAGCGCCAAGAGCGUGGGUGUGUUCGAAGCUUUCUAUAACUCAGUGAAGCCCAUCCAGAUUAUCAACAGCACCAUCGAAAUGGUGAAGCCAGGAAAGUUCCCCAGUGGCAAGACAGAAAUUCCCUUUGAGUUUCCUCUGCACGUGAAGGGGAACAAGGUUCUGUACGAGACGUACCACGGCGUGUUUGUCAACAUUCAGUACACCCUGCGCUGUGACAUGAAACGGUCCCUGUUGGCCAAGGACGUAACGAAGACCUGCGAGUUCAUCGUCCACUCUGCCCCUCAGAAGGGGAAACUGACUCCGAGUCCCGUGGACUUCACUAUUACACCUGAAACCUUGCAGAACGUCAAAGAGAGAGCCUUGCUCCCCAAAUUUCUCAUCAGAGGACAUCUCAACUCGACCAAUUGUGUUAUCACACAGCCACUAACAGGAGAGCUGGUGGUCGAGAGCUCGGAGGCUGCCAUCAAAAGCAUAGAGCUGCAGCUGGUCCGCGUGGAGACCUGUGGGUGUGCAGAAGGAUACGCCCGCGAUGCCACAGAGAUUCAGAAUAUUCAGAUCGCCGAUGGGGAUGUUUGUCGGAGCCUCUCGGUCCCCAUAUACAUGGUCUUCCCCCGGCUGUUCACCUGCCCUACGCUGGAGACCACCAACUUCAAAGUGGAGUUUGAGGUUAACGUCGUCGUGCUCCUUCACGGUGACCACCUCAUCACGGAGAACUUCCCGCUGAAGCUGUGCAGGAUGUAGCGGGCAGGGGGACGCAGCGGGACCCCCUCUGCAGGAGCACAGCGGCUUUCUUGAUGACUCUGUAGCAGAAUGGCUCCGACACCGCAGGUCACAGUCACUGCUUCCUCAUUUCCUUGAGGCUUUUGCUUCCAGCGGGGCCUCUGGUCAGACGUUGUCUUUGAAAUUCAUCGGGAUUUCUUCAUGCUACUGGCGAGCUCAUUUCCCAGGAAGCAGAAUGCCCUAUGACUCCUGGCUUCCCUGCUGCUUUUCCGGGGCACAGGACAGUUGUAACGGCAGCUUGAGCUUUGCUGGAAAGUGAGGUCGUGGGGACAAAGGAAACCCUUCGUGCCUGGCUAAUGGAUGUGGCCGGGCCCCCCGCCAACAGAGCGACUGCCGUCGGGCGACCACCGUGGGCGACAGGCGUGCUCCUUGGCUGUGGCGUUUGCAGACACCCUCCAAGGAGGAGUGCAAAGCGUGUGGCAGUUUUUCCCACUGUGUUCUGUAGUUCUUUCCCAACAUUUGCACAGUAACUUUACAACUUGUAGGAAGCUGGGGGUGUCCACUGCUGGAGGCUCGCGUUGUCGGAUUCUCCCAUUCGAGCACGUGGAGAGGAAGGGGAGGUGGAGGAAGGAGUCUGAACCAUGACGCUAACACAGUGUUUUGGAAACGCCCGUUUAGGCAGGAACACGCUUUGGCUAUCAGCAUCGGCAGAAAUGGGGCUCGGCUCCAGCUCCCAGCUGCAGUGUGAAUUCCAGAGUAAAGGUGGGCAGGAAAGUAAAAAAUAAAUGUUGAAGGAAGCGAAAGUCCCGGGCCUGAAUUCGUCCGGAGUCCCUGCUCUGGUAGCUGGUGGGGAGGUACAACGCUGACGUCGUUUCUGCCCUCCACAUGGGUGUCUGUGUCUGACUUGCCCUGUAAAAACUUGGAAGCUGAGCUUGCCCCCUCUUGCUAGCUGUGAGGGGGGCUGGAGCAGAGCGCCCGUGCUCUCCCACAGUCCCUCUCACACCUGCUUCUUGUUCAGAAAUGGCUGUACUGUCAUGGACCCAUGCCUACCUGGCUAGGGUCUUCUGUUGGACUCCUUUGCAGCUAGGUGUGGUCAUGUGACAAGGAUGUGGGCCACUGGAGGCCAGACCAGAAGCAGGCCUGCACCGCAUCCUAGACCAUGCCAGACAAAUGCGUGAGCCCAACGUCUCACCUCCCACGUGAGUUGUGGCUCACGGAAGCAAAUGGGCUCGCCUGCAAGCCCCCGGAUUGCUGGGUGUCUGGGCUGUAGCAGCCAAGGAAAAUGGGCUGGUUUUCACUGUCACUAUUCAGACGAUUAAAAAGACUAAGUUAUGGCUUUCUCAGGAAGAAGUGUCAACACCAAGAAUAAACUCUGUGAUGACAGCUGUA
Messenger RNA from Hipposideros armiger (great roundleaf bat), 2209 nucleotides. RefSeq names its product VPS26 endosomal protein sorting factor C (gene VPS26C). NCBI's taxonomy places the organism in Eukaryota, Metazoa, Chordata, Mammalia, Chiroptera, Hipposideridae. Gene Ontology annotation, biological process: intracellular protein transport. The transcript is spliced from 7 exons. The record is from RefSeq and is a predicted model, not a curated record. The coding region runs from base 8 to 841 and encodes 277 amino acids.